Molecule: messenger RNA, 812 nt
Organism: Arabidopsis arenosa
Lineage: Eukaryota; Viridiplantae; Streptophyta; Magnoliopsida; Brassicales; Brassicaceae
Source: the annotation of a GenBank genome assembly
CCCUUCAAAAGACGAUUAUACCCUCUUCGCAAACACAUACUCGAUUCUCUGAAUCAUUUCUCCCCCAAAUCAAAAACAAAUUAGGGUUAGGGUUCUCCAGAAACCUCUCUUCUCUCUUCUCUGACUCGAUUAUGUCUACUCAGAGCUCUAGAUCCGACAACAGCAACAAAAGUUAUGGAGAGGCUAGCUGGGGACGUGCUUGUAACUGUGGUAGGUCUACAAUUAAAUUGAAGGCAUGGACAGAUGAUAAUCCAGGACGAAGAUUUUACAAAUGUGAUGUCCAUGGCUUUGUAUCAUGGGUUGAUGUUGAGAAACAAUGUAGUUGGCAGAAGAUGUGUUUACUGGAGGCGCGGGAUGAGAUUCGGCGUUUGAAAUCUCUUAUUCAGACAACGAGCUCGGGAGUUAACAAAGAAGAAGAUAAUCAAAAUCUCGAACCAGGAAAUCAGAAGAUCGAAGAAGAGAAGAAAAAGCUUGAAGGUGAGAAGGUAAAGCUUGAAGGUGAGAAGGUAAAGCUUGAAGCUGAGAAGAAAAAGUUCGAAGACUUGAAGAAAAGGCUUGAAGAUGAAGCAAAGGUAUCAAAAGAGCGUGAAAAAUUACUGAGACAAUUUAUUGGAAUCUCGUGGGGAGGAUUCAUUGUAGCCAUUGCCAUAAUCAUAACAAUUUUAAAGUAGUUUGAAGUUGGUUAGUUGUGAUGUUAGCAGUUACGUUUCUUGUUUGGUGUUUUGUUGUUGUGAUAAGUAGAUUUAAUGCUUAUGUUGUAAGAUGUUUGUGACUCCUAAGGUGUUUGGCUAAAACAAACUGAUUGAAAAAGA